AUGACCAUCUCCAUUCAAACAACCAACAAUGCUGCCUCCUCGAUCCGCCAUCGGUCGAAUACCAGGCCACCUCCGACCGGUGCUUCCUCCUCGGACACCCGGUCCAAAGGUUCGGCUCCAACCAUUCACCCAUCGCAGCCGACUGCUUCUCUCCCCACCGCCAGGCCGCCCGCAACUACCCUUCCUAUCACAGUUGACACCGACUCGCUCUCUCCCCCGCUCUCCAUCCACCUGCGCCAGCACUUUGGGCGCUUGAUUUCUACCGAAAGCCGUGCGCACUUUAAAAAGCGUCUUUCCCGUGGCUUGAAGAUUGGUUUGUCGUUCUACGCCAUCCUGGUUCUCUUCCAGGUCAUCAAGCUCGGUUUGUACCAAGAGGACAUUGAGCAUGAAUGGCCUACGCCGUCGGAAUGGACCUGGAAAAGCCGUUGGUGUCUGCGCUCUGCUGAGGCUAUGAUGCACCCCGAGCACAUUGGCAAGUUGAUGACCAAUUGGCCCAUGGUCGCAGGGUACCUGCGCGAGCUGCUGGAGCGCUUGGAAAACACCGACGGUGAAGGACAGGGUAUCGUCGAACAAGACGAAGGUGGACUCCUUGUUGAGGGAGUGGGGAAAACGGGCUUCGAUGUCUCUGCCAAGAGCGAGCACUGGCGCCGUGGCUAUUUCCAAGCUCUCAUGGGUGCGGCCAAGGCUGCGGAGAACUUGGACGGGUGGAUGACGGAUCGCAAGCAGAAGAUCUCCGCGCCGGCGGAGUAUGUCGUGGGUCCGUCGAACACACGGCCCAAGCCGAUGCCUGCGGGCCAGAAGAAGGUCCCCCAGGAGGAAGACUGCGAGGCUGCGUCCCCGCCACCAGAGACCUUCUACAUAAAGGUCCUGACGACCAAGGGCUUUGGUACGCGGCAGAAACUUGAUGCCGCGCUUGCGUAUGCGGAUUGGCUUGAUUUCAAGGGUCUCGGCCGUACCGCGGGUGAUAUGUACACGUGGGCGUUAGACAUUGCUGCGGGUGGCCUCGACAACGACGCCAGUAAGGUUGUGGACCUUCAGACUGGCGUUUUGAAGAACAACGGUACUGAUCUGCCAUCUGAAAACAUCCUUCGUGUCUCGACUGCGCUGGCGGUCCACAAUGCCCGCCAGGGUAACUUGCCCACCGCUCUCUCCCUGUUCACAUCCGUCCUGAAGGCGCGGCGCAGUCUCCCCACCACUGCUCCCUCUGUCUCUACUUCUCCAUUCUCCCUACCCUUAUCACCGCAAGCCUCCAAUGACCCCAUCACUGGGUUCGUUACCUCUCUCAAGAAAAUCUUCAAUCCACCCGAGUAUCCACCCGCCCUUCCAUCCGGUGACACACCUCCCCUCCGCACAGCAGCUUCCGCCUGCGACGAGGCCGGCGUGAUGACAUACAUCGGCGAGAUCCUUUAUGCGUCAUCAUCGCAAGAACACGGUCUCGCAUGGACCCGCGACGCCGUCGAGAUCGCCGAGUCAACCAUGCUCGAACUCACCAGUCCCGAAGACAAGCCCGCCCGCACACGCUGCGCGCAAUGUCUCAAGGUCGGUCUCGAAAAUUGGAAGACCAUGGUCUCCACGCGAGUCGCCCAGGCGCGUAAAGAGCAAGCCGAGGGUAAGACCGCUGGCCAAUCAAGAUCCUGGUUCGGUGGCCGUAGCUCACAGAGCAAGGCUGAAGAGGUGAAGCGCUGGGAGGCGGAGGAGGCGCUGUUGGAGGACCGGAUUCGUCGGCUUUUCCCUGUUUUGGUGGGGGAGUCGGGGCUGGAUACUCUGUCGCCGAAUAGUUCGUUGUUUGUGUGA
Molecule: messenger RNA, 1794 nt
Organism: Penicillium daleae
Lineage: Eukaryota; Fungi; Ascomycota; Eurotiomycetes; Eurotiales; Aspergillaceae
Exons: 1
Coding region: 1-1794 (597 amino acids)
Source: RefSeq, a predicted model, not a curated record